AUGUCAUCGAAAACAAUGCACAACGAGCACAUAAAACGACCGAUGAACGCGUUCAUGGUUUGGUCAAGAGGUCAGCGACGGAAGAUGGCGCAGGAAAAUCCAAAGAUGCAUAAUUCCGAAAUAUCGAAGCGACUCGGUGCCGAAUGGAAGCUUCUCAGCGAAGGCGAAAAAAGACCGUUCAUCGACGAGGCCAAAAGACUGAGGGCGCUGCACAUGAAGGAGCACCCUGACUACAAAUACCGUCCACGGCGAAAGCCGAAGUCGCUUGUGAAGAAGGAGAACAAAUUCGGUUUUUCCCUAUCGCCGUUGAUGUCGCCGGGAGAAACGCUGAGCGGAAUACCUCGUAGCCUCCUGCCCCCAAUGCCGCCGCCGACGCACUCCCUCCUCUCCCACGAGGACCUAAAAAUCCCCCGUUUCUUCCCCCCCUUUCCCUACCCCCUAUACCCCCUCCACCACAAGCUGGGGGACGACUUCACGGGAGGCAAACUCGCCGCGGAGUUCUCGGCCUUCCAGGCGUUAUACGGUAGCACCUUUUACUCCCAGGCGGCGGCCACCGGCUGGCCAGGACUCGGGACUCAGUCCUGCGCCCCGAAUUGCGGAUGUCCGAGUCCUACGAGCGAGUCCAAGAGACCGCUGUAUCUGCUGGUAAAACCGGAGGACCGAUUUUCCGCCCCGAACAAAGCGGAGGAGGUUGGCAAGGACGUGGGGUCAUCGCCGGGGGUCGGAGAGCCGCCCGACGAGGAUGCCGGCUACAGGGAGAGAAGUUUCGAGGGUUCGACGGCGGGCAGAAGCGCGUCGAACGGAUCCGUCAAGCCGGGGGCGGUCGACGCUUGUCCCUUCUCGGUUACGAGCUUGACCGGAAAUCCCCCCGACGCCUCCCACCACGUCAUAUGAAGACCGCUUCCGGUUCUCCCGGAUCUGAAUUUCCGCGGGAACCACGUACCCUCCGGUUGGACGACACCUGACUGGUGGAGGAUACCCCCCAUGCUGUCCCCCAUUCCUCGGGCCACCGUAACCACCGUUACCACCGUAAACGGAUCUGCGGCCUGCGGUGCGGAGGACAGAAAUUCGGCGGACGAUGUUGUUAACCGAUCCGCGCCGGGAGAUGCGGAUCUCGAAUUGGACUGCAGAUCACCGGCAAAGGUCAACGGCGUUUAGUAGCAAUUGUGAAUUUAACUGUGAACUGUUACCUACAUGUUACACGCGAUUCCGCGAUGCGGGUUACAACUCCUCCGGUAUAUCCGGGCCGUUUCUUUGAAACCGGAUCUCUUUUCUUAUUAUAUUGCUAAUUACAGCGCGCUG
Messenger RNA from Diprion similis, 1302 nucleotides. Its product is annotated as transcription factor Sox-14-like. The coding region runs from base 1 to 894 and encodes 297 amino acids. The record is from RefSeq and is a predicted model, not a curated record. The transcript is spliced from 2 exons. Lineage: Eukaryota; Metazoa; Arthropoda; Insecta; Hymenoptera; Diprionidae. Gene Ontology annotation, molecular function: DNA-binding transcription factor activity, RNA polymerase II-specific; RNA polymerase II cis-regulatory region sequence-specific DNA binding. Gene Ontology annotation, biological process: cell differentiation; anatomical structure morphogenesis; regulation of DNA-templated transcription.